AAUGAAUUUCGAUUUUCCGUUAUAUCGAUAUACAUGAUAAUAUUUUGUUACAUUUACAAUCACGAUAAAUGAAAUAUCCACCAAUGACCAAUCCGUUUUGUUUAUAUAUAUAUAUAUAUAAACCCAAUACCUACAUGCUUAAGCUGUACAUCCUAGUUUUCUGCAAACAGGUUGGGAUGAAAAGCUACGAACGGAAACGUACUUAUCCUAUGAAAUCCAGUAAAGUAAUCCAUUCAACCACUUUUACAACGAAAUACGCAAGCUACUUGGUUCCAGCUCUAACAAACAUCGGCAGGUUACGAGCAUCGUGCGACGUCGAUGAAGAAACGAAGAAGAUGGUUAGGUAUGAAGUGGACAUGGCAUUGGCUUUAUCGGCCAAAGGGUUCGCUUGGAGCCGUGCCUUGAAACACAAGCUUCGACUGAACUACAAGGACGAUGAUCGUGUAGGAGAUGGUCACGGUGAGCCCGUAACGAAGAAACCGAAAACCGAACACGAAGAGGAAGAGAGGAUGAUGUGUUUGAGGAAGCUUAUACCAGGAGGGAAAGAGAUGAUGGCUGAUGAUGAAAUGCUGUUGAGUGAAUUGGGAAGCUAUGUUUCAUGUCUUGAAUUACAGGUGAAUAUUCUUAGAUCAAUGCUUCAAAAUAAUUAAUUUUUUUUUUAAUUUUGGAAGUUAAUUUCUAUUGAGGCAUGCAAUAUUCAAUGUGUGGAAAUUGCUGGCCCCAUAUAUUGGCUCAUUUUGUUUCCUAGGUCAAAUUUUGUUAUUAGUCCCUAUACUAUGUCUAGGUUGUUAAUUUAGUACUUGUACUCUAGUUUGAUCAAAUUUUAGUCCGUGUACUUUUUGAAUGUUGAAGUUUAAGUCUUCGCCCAAUCAGUAAUAGUUAAAACCAUUUGGUUAAA
Messenger RNA from Gossypium raimondii (Peruvian cotton), 898 nucleotides. Its product is annotated as transcription factor bHLH146. Gene Ontology annotation, biological process: regulation of DNA-templated transcription. The coding region runs from base 69 to 650 and encodes 193 amino acids. The transcript is spliced from 2 exons. Lineage: Eukaryota; Viridiplantae; Streptophyta; Magnoliopsida; Malvales; Malvaceae. The record is from RefSeq and is a predicted model, not a curated record.